UUUCUCCUCCUCUGUCCCUCCUCCCCUUCCUCUUAUUCCUCGCCGCAUCUCCACCACCUGCCACAGCGGCGACGCAGCGAUGGAGAUCUUCCGCAAAUUAUUAUAAGCCCACAGAAAGAGCUCAGCUGAGAGAGAAGGAGGAGGAAAAGCAGAGUGAGAGACAUAGAAGGUGGAGACAGAGAGGAACGGGUAGAAACGCAGGGUGGUAAGCGGAAACACAGAACCAUAUGGUUUGCCUGAGGAGCGGCUGUUUCUGAGGACUGCUGGAGCGGACAGAAACUUAUUCACCCACCAAGAUCGGAUGAAAGUUUGUGCAGGGUGGAUUGCGGUUAUUGGACCUCCCUGAAAGCGCACACGCACGCACACGCGCACAGAUCAUCACAAGACGCAGCUACAAAAGCUCGCUGCAAGGAGGAAAUUGAAUUAGACGAAGAAGUUAUUCCCGGAGAAGAGGAGGGGAUAUCGGUUCAAGUCUUGGCUUCUCUGAGCUCACCAGGAGUCUCGUCUCCCGUCCUCACGGUAACAUGUCUGGAUCACAGACUGUAACCAUCCCGGACGACCGGGCGUUCGCCAGCUUCAAGGCGGAGUGUCUGUGCGAAGAGGGGUGGAACAUGACCUACAGCAAAUCGGGCAUCACGGUAUGGAUCCAGGCUCUCGAGGAAGGGAAGUCCGUGCACAAAAUUAAGUGUCAGAUGGUGUGUAAGGACGUGUCAGCUGAGACCAUGUAUGACGUUCUCCAUGACAUUGAAUACAGACGGAAAUGGGACACAAACGUCAUUGACACCUUUGAUAUCGGGAAACUUACCGUCAAUGCAGAUGUUGGCUACUACUCAUGGAAGUGUCCAAAGCCUCUUCGGAACCGUGACGUCGUCACACUUCGCUCCUGGCUGCCAAUAGGAAAAGACUACAUCAUCAUGAACUACUCUGUCAAACAUAGCAAAUACCCUCCUAAAAAGGACAUGGUGCGUGCUGUUUCCAUUCAGACUGGGUACAUGGUCCAGAGCCAGGGACCUAAUUGCUGUAUCCUCACGUACAUGGCCCAAGUAGAUCCACGAGGUUCAUUACCCAAGUGGGUUGUCAACAAGUCUUCCCACUUCCUUGCUCCACGUGCCAUGAAGAAGAUCAACAAAGCCUGUUUGAAGUAUUCAGACUGGAAGCAGAAACACAACCCUGGCUUGAAGCCCUGGCUUUACCCUGAACAGACUACGUUACCCAGCAUCCCUCUCUCUGAGCUGAGCAUCCAGCACGCAGACAGCCUGGAGAAUAUUGAUGAGAGCUCCCUGGCCGAGUCCCAUGAGAGAGAAGACAGUGACUAACACAAACACACAGUCAUGUGUUCAAACAGUAAUGCAGGGAUACAUGAAAGCCUGAUACACAUCCAUAAUUACAUGUAUGUAUAUGUGAUUCUGAUUUCUGAGUGUGUGUGUAUAUACAGUACAUCACAUACAUCAACCUUAUACAUGCAAAUGCACAUGCAGGCACACCAACAGGCACAUGUAUGCAUGCAUUCAUGCAUAAAGACAUACUUCACCACACACUUACAUUGAUAAUGUAUGACCACAUACAGUAUGUAUACAUAUAUGCACUCACAAACACACGUACUCUCAAGGGGCUCAAAGAAUACUUAUUUUUACAGGUCAGUAAACUAAUAUAUAGUGUAAUCAAUGGCUGUUCAAAGUUUUCUGAUUGGGACCUAUGCAAAGUAUCAUCGUAAAAUAUAUUUUCAAUAUAAAAUAUUGUUAAAAUGACAGCACACAUCUGUUGUCGUUCAAAUUCUGAAAUAUGUAUUUAAAAAUAACACUGUCCCUUUAUAACUACUCGUCCCAGAUCUCCCUGCACCCCACAUACAGGCACAUAUUAUUCAUUUAUACUAUGCUAAUGCACUCAGAUAUGUAUACCCAUCAGUUUGUAUCUCCCUGGCUAUGUUGUCCCUCUCUCCUUCAUUAUGUGUCCCCAUCACAUUUUGUAAGCACAUAAUAAAUAUGCAGGUGUGCAGAAGGCAGCUGGAAUUCCCAACCCAACCUGCAUCCCUCUCUAUCUCUCUCUCACAUACACACACACAAUCAGAUUUACACUCACAUGUACUGUCUGCUCCUCUGUUUAAGAGAUGUAAGAAUGUAUGUAGAGUUUAAAAAUUAAAUAUAAAUUCCUACAAAGGUUUUCAAAUUUCAA
Messenger RNA from Mugil cephalus (flathead mullet), 2172 nucleotides. It is a transcript of the gene stard10, whose product is annotated as StAR-related lipid transfer (START) domain containing 10. The coding region runs from base 525 to 1316 and encodes 263 amino acids. The transcript is spliced from 7 exons. Gene Ontology annotation, molecular function: lipid binding. The record is from RefSeq and is a predicted model, not a curated record. Lineage: Eukaryota; Metazoa; Chordata; Actinopteri; Mugiliformes; Mugilidae.